GAAUUUGUCCCUGGAAUAAUCUAUAUAAGCUGGUAACUGGCCAGCACCACCACACUCUGUCUAGCUAGAUCAUACGCAGCAGUCAUGGCCCUCCAAGCGUUGUUCUGUGCGUUUCUGUGUUCGUGCGCAGUAAGAGCGGUUCCACAGACCUACGGGAUUUUGGAGGUGGUGGAACCUCAGCCAAGCACGGAGCAGCUGGGGCCCUUCCAGAACAUCGUCAGCUCUGCCAUCGACUUUCUUCCAGACAUCACAAACAUAUUUCAGAUGAUAACAAGAGUACGUGAUCCUUCCUCGAAGCCUGCUGACUUGAAAGCCGUCGAGGAAAUCAUCUUGUCCUUUCUGCCCAUCACGGAGAAGAUGAUGACCGCUGCAGCUAAAGCAGAAGGCAGGGAGGUAAAGCCUGAGGAUCUGGAGAGGCUGGCUCGUGUCUCAAAGAUCUUGCCAAGUUACUUCCAACUCAUAGAGGACAUAACAAAAAGAGAUUUCAGUGGAAUACCAGAUCAUGCUGGCUCAGGAUCUGGUUCUUCUGCUGAUGCUGUUCGUGCUGCUGCUGGUGAUGCUGGAGCUGCUACUGCUGGUGCUGCUACUGCUAGUGACUCUGUCUCUGCGUUGCUACCUGAAGAACAAUCUCCCGUAGCAAUCACAGGCACUUAAGCAGUUCUAGACUUCAGAAAGUCCUUCGCGAAUAAGCCUGAAACACCUUUUAGACAACAGUUUAGAAGAAAAUGAGUGUAUGGACUCACACCACACGCAGACACACACACACACACACACACACACACACACGCACAAUAGUUUGGGAAGCGAUGUAGUGGAGGCAGGAUCCAUACAUAGCUUUAAGCAGAGGUAUGAUAAAGCUCACGAUUCAGGGAGAGUGACCUAGUAGCGACCAGUGAAGAGGCGGGGGCCAGGAGCUUGGACUCGACCCCUUCAACCUCAAUUAGGUGAGUACACACACACAGGAGCUAAGACUCGACCCCUGCAACCACAAAUAUGUGAGUACACACAUACACACAAGUGAUGUAGUGGAGGCAGGAACUAUCCAUAGUUUCAAGAAGAGGUAUGAUAAAGCUCAUAGAGCAGGGAGAGGGAGGACCCAGUAGCGGUCAGUGACGAGGCGGUGCCAGGAGCUGAGUCUCGACCCCUAACUUCCAUUUGACUUAUCUGAGUCUUCAUCUUCCAAUUAUGACCCCAUGUUUCUGUGUCCCAUCUCUGGAACAUCCUGUCUCUGUCCACCUUGUCUAUUCCACGCAGUAUUUUGUAUGUUGUUAUCGUGUCUCCCCUAACCCUCCUGUCCUCCAGUGUUGUAAGGCCCAUUUCCCUUAACCUUUCUUCGCAGGACAUUCCUCUUAGCUCUGGAACUAGCCUUGUCGCAAACCUUUCCACUUUGUCUAAUUUCUUGACGUUCUUGAUCAAGUGUGGGUUCCAAACGGUGUACACUGUCUUGAACGAUUCCUUACUAAGGUAUCGGAACGCUAUUCUCAGGUUCGCCAGGCGCCUAUAUGCUGGAGCAGUUAUCUGGUUGAUGUAUGCUUCCGGAGACAUGCUCGGUGUUAUACUCACCCCACGAUCUUUCUCCUUGAGCGAGGUUUGCAGUCUUUGGUCACCUAGCCUAUACUCCGUCUGCGGUCUUCUUUGCCCUUCCCCGAUCUUCAUGACUUUACAUUUGGCGAGGUUAAAUUCGAGAAGCCAGUUGCUGAACCACGUGUUCAGCCUGUCCAGGUCUCUUUGAAGUCCUACAUGUGUGUGUGUGUGUGUGUGUGUGUGUGUGUGUGUGUGUGUGUGUGUGUGUGUGUGUGUAUGUGUACUCACCUAUUUGUACUCACCUAUUUGUGGUUGCAGGGGUCGAGUCAUAGCUCCUGGCCCCGCCUCUUCACUGACUGCUACUAGGUCUUUGCUCCGUGAGCUUUGUCAAGCCUCGUCUUAAAACUAUGUAUGGUUCCUGCCUCCACUACGUCACUUUGUAGGCUAUUCCACUGUCUGACAACUCUAUAACUGAAGAAAUACUUCCUAACAUCCCUUUGACUCAUCUGAGUCUUCAACUUCCAAUUGUGACCCCUUGUUUCUGUGUCCCAUCUCUGGAACCUCCUGUCUUUGUCCACCUUGUCAAUUCCUCGUAAUAUUUUAUAUGUCGCUAUCAUGUCUCCAUUGGCCCUUCUGCCCUCCAUAGUCGUCAGACCGAUUUCCCUUAACCUUUCUUCACAGGACAAUCUCCUUAGCUGUGGGACUAGCCUUGUUGCAAACCUUUGCACUUUCUUUAAUUUCUUGACGUGCUUGACCAGGUGUGGGCUCCAGACUGGUGCUGCAUACUCCAACAUGUGCCUGACGUAUAAGGCAUACAGAGUCUUGAAUGAUCGUCUUUGUCAGGAGGCAGAUGUAGUGAACUUACGUCCCUUCACCCACUUUGCAGAUGGAAUGUGUGGGAAACUCACAACCCCACAUGUCUCACUACCUGUGAGGAAGAUCACUCCCCUGUACAUACCUUAUCAUUAACAAAAGUGUACAGGACACAUGCCCAAACAUCGACCUUGUCAACAAGCAGCUGUGAACAUCUCUCAUCUGGAUACAUGCCUUUCCAGGAGUCAGGUGUAUGAAUCAUACUAUUGGGUUCUACGACAUAAUUUUGAAGGGGCUGAAUUUUUGUAAUAAAGCUGAUCGGUUAUGACUGGAAAACUAAUAAUAAGUAUAAAGGAAGCUUUCAACUCAUGUGACACCCAAAAUAAAAAGAUUUGGAAUGCUGUACAGCCUAAAAUUUCCAUUUCGGAUUGAGAAAACUUGUGACAAAGUUUGGUUUUACUGGUAUAUCAUAAGACUGAUUUGUAGAUAAGCCCAUAAACCAAUAACUAAAUUAACUCUCUCUAUCUCUGUCUGUCUGUCUGUAUGUCUGUCUGUCUG
Molecule: messenger RNA, 2895 nt
Organism: Cherax quadricarinatus
Lineage: Eukaryota; Metazoa; Arthropoda; Malacostraca; Decapoda; Parastacidae
Source: RefSeq, a predicted model, not a curated record